AUGGCUGGCAUCAACAGGAAGCAUGACGAGAAACUCGUCUUCGAGACCAGCGAGGACGUCAAAGUUGUCCCCACCUUCGACUCUUUGGGAUUGAAAGACGAUCUGCUCCGUGGUGUUUAUGCCUAUAACUUUGAGAGACCUUCGGCCAUUCAGCAGCGUGCUAUCAACCCCAUUGUCAAAGGAAGAGAUGUGAUCGCCCAGGCUCAAUCAGGAACAGGAAAGACAGCAACUUUCUCCAUCUCGAUCCUGCAGUCGAUCGAUACCUCGAUCCGUGAGACCCAGGCCUUGGUCCUCGCCCCCACCCGUGAAUUGGCUAUUCAGAUCCAGAGCGUCAUUCUCGCAUUGGGAGAUUACAUGAACGUACAGUGCCACGCCUGCAUUGGAGGAACCAGCAUUGGAGAGGAUAUCCGUCAACUGGACAACGGCCAGCACGUCGUCGUUGGCACACCAGGAAGAGUCUUUGAUAUGAUCCGUCGCCGCAACCUCAGGACACGCAACAUCAAGAUGAUGGUUCUGGACGAGGCUGAUGAGUUGUUGAACCAGGGAUUUAAAGAUCAGAUCUACGACGUCUACAGAUACCUGCCCCCAUCGACCCAGGUCGUCAUUCUCUCCGCCACCUUGCCCCACGACGUCUUGGAGAUGACUUCAAAAUUCAUGACCGACCCUAUCCGCAUCCUGGUCAAGCGCGACGAAUUGACACUCGAGGGAAUCAAGCAGUUCUUUGUCGCUGUGGAGAAGGAGGACUGGAAGUUUGAUACUCUCUGCGAUCUUUACGAUACCCUGACCAUCACACAAGCCGUUAUUUUCUGCAACACCCGCAGAAAGGUCGAUUGGUUGACCACCAAGAUGAGAGAGGCCAACUUUACGGUAUCAUCCAUGCACGGAGAGAUGCCCCAGAAGGAACGUGAUGCUAUCAUGCAAGAGUUCAGACAAGGAGCCAGUCGUGUCUUGAUCACUACGGAUGUGUGGGCUCGUGGUAUCGAUGUUCAGCAAGUGUCAUUGGUCGUCAACUACGAUCUCCCUAGCAAUCGUGAAAACUACAUUCAUCGUAUCGGUCGUUCUGGACGCUUUGGUCGCAAGGGUGUGGCGAUCAACUUUGUCACCCAGGACGAUAUCAAGAUCUUGCGCGACAUUGAGCAGUACUACGCAACACAGAUCGACGAGAUGCCCAUGAACGUGACGGAUCUGAUCUAA
Molecule: messenger RNA, 1194 nt
Organism: Linnemannia hyalina
Lineage: Eukaryota; Fungi; Mortierellomycota; Mortierellomycetes; Mortierellales; Mortierellaceae
Source: the annotation of a GenBank genome assembly